This is a messenger RNA of Leguminivora glycinivorella, 1457 nucleotides long. RefSeq names its product ribonuclease H2 subunit A. Gene Ontology annotation, molecular function: RNA-DNA hybrid ribonuclease activity; RNA binding. The coding region runs from base 126 to 1061 and encodes 311 amino acids. The record is from RefSeq and is a predicted model, not a curated record. The transcript has 6 exons. Gene Ontology annotation, biological process: DNA replication, removal of RNA primer; mismatch repair. Gene Ontology annotation, cellular component: ribonuclease H2 complex. Lineage: Eukaryota; Metazoa; Arthropoda; Insecta; Lepidoptera; Tortricidae.
ACAUAGAAAAACAAAAAAAAAACAAGCGGGAAAAUACUCUUUAUCAAUAAAAUUAAAUUAACCUAAUUUCAAUCAAUAAUAGCUUAAACAACACUCUAUUGCCUUCGUAUUCUUAAAGAGAAACUAUGGAAUCCUUAAAAGCACUACAGGAAUUCAUAAAAACUAAAGACAAUUUUCGAAAUUUUGUUAAUUCUUCAGAGGUUCCUUCUGUUUGUAAAACCGAACCAUGCAUGCUUGGGGUGGAUGAGGCAGGACGUGGCCCAGUACUCGGGCCCAUGGUGUAUGGUGUAGCUUAUUGUCCUUUGAGCCAAAUGAGCGUUCUGAAGGAUCUAGGGUGCGCUGAUUCUAAGGCGCUAACUGAAGAGAAACGAGAUGAUAUAUUUACGAAAAUGCUUACUGAAGAGGACUCUUUAAAUAAUGUGGGCUGGGCUGCUGAAAUUAUAUCUCCUAAUUACAUAUCUAACUCAAUGUAUAGACGAGCAAAGCACUCACUAAAUGAGGUAUCCAUGAACUCGGCUAUAGAUCUAAUCAAGAAAGUGGCAGAAUCCGGAGCUAACAUCACAGAGGUGUAUGUGGACACCGUGGGACCUCCGGAAAAGUAUCAAGCCAGACUCAGUGAGAUCUUUCCCAACUAUAAAAUUACUGUGGCAAAAAAGGCUGACUCUAUCUAUCCCAUAGUAUCAGCGGCCAGUAUUGUAGCCAAGGUGACGAGGGACCAUGCUCUGAAGGUCUGGCAGUUUAAAGAAGGCCUAGAACUGACGCAUGCUGAAUUUGGCAGCGGAUACCCUGGAGAUCCCCUUACAAAGAAGUUUAUCAGAGAGCAGAUUGACUAUGUGUUCGGGUACCCAAUGCUUGUCCGCUUCAGUUGGUCUACAGCUGAACUGAUGCUACAAGAGAAAGCCGCUACCUGUACAUUCGAAGAAAUCGAUGACGAACUUCCCAAGAAAAAAGUGAAAUCAAUCAGUUCCUUCUUCUCCAAACCUGAGGACGGAGAGAGAAAACGGAAGAGGCAUAAGUUCUUUGAGGAGAGGUAUUUGUCUAUGGAUAAUGCAUUUCAAUAAUAGUUUAGUGAAGUAAAGUAGUUGUAUACUUAUUUUUAGAAUCAUUUUCACUGUAUAAUAAACUUAAUUUUAUUAAAGAUCAGAUUUUGAUUUUUUCUUCAGAUUUCAGAUUCCAGUUAGAUUUUGUUUUAUUUUAAAUCAUAUUUUAAGAAAACCAAGCAGCAACAUAUUAAUUACCGUUACAUACUUACAAUAUGUAGUUUAAAGUAAAAAAUAACAAGUUUGUAACCAGUAGGUAGAUAAUAGAUAUACUAUUCAUAAUAAUUAAUAGCUCAUACCUAUUUUAAAUUUCACGGUUGUUGCUCAUUUUAUCCAGAGAUUAUAUGACACGUCACCAUGGUGUUUCGGGUGUCCAUAGGCGGCAGUGAUCGCUUACCAUCAGGCGACCUGUCUGUU